AUGUCUCAUCGGGCUCAUCUGGGUUCGCUGCUAUGUGUGGCAAGCGGACGUGACACGUCAAGGUCGCCGUCAACGCUUGAAGGUGGUCGCCAACCACCGGCUCGAACUGGAACUGACGAACCCCCAGCCUUGGACAAAGUAUGGACCAGUCCGUUAGAUUUCGUCGAUGCCCUGGAUGUGUCGAGCCCUUCGGCACAGACAAUUCAACCGCCGGCAAGGCGCUCUGGCUCUGUGGCGAGGUCCAGCAGUAACAAACGCAUCGUCUAUGCGGACGAUAUACUUACAAACUCCAUCUUGCCUCACAUGACCGGCCAUCGCUCGUUCAACGCAUCUAUACAUCAAGGCCAAGAUGAUGGAGCUGUGGACACCAGCGACGUGGCACUGACACAGGUCACGAUUGUUUCCCCGCGACCGCCUUCUGCAGACUGGUACGGUCGUCAAUUGCAGCAGUCAACCAACAACCCUUUCUCCCACUUGGCAGUAGAGGAUGUCGCAUAUGCUUGCAACGUGAAGCACAUUUUGACGUUUCCACCUUUGGAUGUCUGUGACAUCCUGAUGGCUUCUUUCGUGCGCCACUUUCUGCCAGCCUAUCCCGUGGUGGACAGGAUGCAACUACGGGAUACUUACUCGAACUUUCGCCGUGGCACCAUUCUCUCGCCCUUGCUUAUGCACUCAAUCUUCUUUGCAGCGUGUCAGUACACUCCUGAAUGUACUCUUCAAAAGGCUGGGUUCAAGAAGAGGUCUAUUGCACAAAGGUAUUUCCACAGCCGGGCGACUCUGCUUUAUUCAUUGAAUUGCGAAAAGGACCAGCUCGUACUGCUCCAGUCCCUCAUUUUCAUGAGCCCAUGGUGGACAGACUAUAGCGAGGAGAAAGAUAUUCGGUUUUGGACCACAUGCGCCUGCAACCUAGCUUUCUCCAUGGGCCUUCAUAAAGCCAUUCCUUCCACGUCCACGCCGCCCAGCCAGCGGCGGAGUCUGUGGCGGAGAAUCUUCUGGACCCUUUUUAUACGCGAUCAAAAUCUAGCUGUGGGUCUUGCUCGCCCACCGGUGAUCAACCUCGACGACGUCGACGUCGAAUCACUCUCCGAGACUGAUUUUUACGAGUCCCAAUAUGAGGGAGUCGAACAAGGGACCGAUGAUUGUCCAGUCGACUUUUCCUUCUUCAAUAGUAUUCACUCGGCUUUCAUGAUGGAUCUCAUUAUGCUCUCAAAGAUCAUGUCCGAGGUUUUCAAAUUGCGUAACGCACAUCGAAAAUGUGAGGGCGACCUCUUACCACGUCUUCUCUCUGUCAAGGACCGCCUGGAACAAUCCGACCUUGCCUCUGAGCGUGCGUUUCGGCUCCUCCAACCCUCCGAAGACGUGUCCAAACAAUUAAUAUGGCCGAUCUCUGCCAAACUCAACCGACAGCGUGUUGUCACACUGAUCUUGCGGGCCAUCCACCGGGUGAUGCUCGAACAAAACCUCGAGGUUACGCGCGAUGUGACCGUUCAGCAAAUCUGGGAAGGGAUUGUUCGGAGCGCCGCGAAAAUGAUGACACUAUACGAAGAGCUUCUGUCGUCAGACCUCCUGAAGUACGGUCAUAGUUUCUUCACGCUCAUCACCUACCUCGAGGAGGUGAAGAACAAUCCGAAGGAUUCACGCCGGACGCGCAUCGCCGUCAACAAAAUCCAACUCGGCCUGUUGGUGUUGACCGAGCAGCGCCAAUACUGGAACGCGGCACGCUGGGCGUAUUCCCUGUUCAAAUUCUGCCUCGAUCGAGAUUUCAGCUUUCUUCGAAACCUGCCCCGGGUCUCUCGCUGGCAUUCGCCGGAGCCUGGGGCGGAGACCGAUGCCAUGCCUACGUCGUCCGCUCCUGUGCCCCUUUCGGCACCCAUCGAGGGACAGACCGACACAGAUGAAGGGCAGGAUGAUCUGAUUGAUUUUAAUCUGGGCGAAAUGCCCCAUUGGGACGCCUCGUUCUAUGACUCGCAUCAAUGGUUUACGGAUGCCUUCCCGGUUGGUCUGGACCAAGCAUGGAUCUACGAGACGACGGCUGCUGGAAAAGAGAAUCGAGAGGUCCAUCAAGCAGAUGGCCAUGUCGCUCCGUGA
Messenger RNA from Cladophialophora yegresii CBS 114405, 2088 nucleotides. RefSeq lists its product as uncharacterized. The transcript has 4 exons. The record is from RefSeq and is a predicted model, not a curated record. Gene Ontology annotation, molecular function: DNA binding; zinc ion binding. Lineage: Eukaryota; Fungi; Ascomycota; Eurotiomycetes; Chaetothyriales; Herpotrichiellaceae. Gene Ontology annotation, biological process: DNA-templated transcription. Bases 1 to 2088 code for a protein of 695 amino acids.